Molecule: messenger RNA, 1433 nt
Organism: Nasonia vitripennis (jewel wasp)
Lineage: Eukaryota; Metazoa; Arthropoda; Insecta; Hymenoptera; Pteromalidae
Exons: 5
Coding region: 761-1240 (159 amino acids)
Source: RefSeq, a predicted model, not a curated record
CGCGCGGCAUACAAGGGUUGCGUUGCUUGCUACUACUAUACGGAGGUGACGAUGCCGUGAAUCACGACGCUGAUGGACGAAGUGUUUAUACGGAAAAGCUAAUGUAAACUAGUUAAGAGCGAGCUGGAAAAGAAGCAGAAGGUAACUUCGUCCCCUCGAUGUGUGCGCGCAUAUGCAUGUGUGCAGUGUGCAGUCGGCAGGCGACGCCUCUAACUUUGCUCUUUUCCCCGCGAUCGGGAAACGAAAAUACGCGCUGAUAAUGGCUUUUUGUUCGGCCGCUGUUACGCAAUCUUAGUCUGUUGAUUUUCUUCGCAGCCUUAUCUUUUUUUUCGCGUUGCGUGAAUCCUUAACCGAGACUCGCCGAUAAAUAUUUAUUCCUUUGUUCUGCGACUCUGUUGCGGUAAGUAGGUAAUUUAUACGGCUGUCUUUACAAAGUACUAUUCAUGCGCAGAUCAAAAUCACUUUGUUUCUACUGUUAACGCACGUGUCGUUCAGUCUGAACAGACUGAUUUUCAUAUUUUCCUUUUUCAAGCAGCUUUCGCAUGUUUCUCAAACCCAGAGUCGUUCGCACUUUCGUUGCAGAUUUCACGCAAAAAAACGGGUUACCGUAACCUCAAAAAUGUUAUGUCGCAGUACUGGUACGCAGAGGCGACAUCCUUUUAAAGGAAAGGGUGCUAAUGGAGUACUAUUAAAAGAGGAUAUUUAAAAAGCCGGUAAUUUUCUUCAAAAAGAGCAAAAGAAUUGCAAUAACGGUUCGAGUAUGCACAUCGGGGUCUUGAGUGAGUCCAUUUCGAGAUCAUUGACUGAUAUAAUUGUACUCGGGGUCGUCGUUUCGAUUCGUUUUAAAAUGGAUAGACUUUUUUCGGCCGGAAAAUCGAUGAAUCUCCUCCACGAACACGCUCUCGGCUGCUGCUGCUAUUGUAUACCAGCUGAAUUCCAUGCAGGAGAUGCGCGCGGAGGCGGAGGAAGUGCAGCAGCUAGCAACGGCCAAAAAGGAAGAACGCAAAGCGCGCGCAUUCGGAAUGCCGAUGCGCACUUCUCUUUGCGACGAGGAGUAUUAUACGCUGGAGAUGCGGCUCUCGCGGCGUCGGCGGCGGCUUUGCAGCGACAGACUCGAUACCCCGGCGCGCAAAAAAGAAGAUACACAACAGAGAGCGCGCGAGAGAGAAAGAGAAAAUACGAAGGGAAGUGGAUAAGAAGCUUGGAGUGCAAAGUACAGACGAGCGCUGAGUGCGCCUGAGAGAUGAAUCGAAGUAAGAAUUGCAGAGGCGUGCGGCAGGCACUUUGCGCCGCGCGCGUUUCCCUUGAAACUGUGUUUGAGAGCCAGCUCGUGAUUUCUUAGUCGGGAAAAUUCGCCGCGAUGCGCUGUUGUACACUGCAGCUGAAGACAAGAUGAUAUCGGAGAACAAUAAAUUGGCCGCGCAUCCGAAAAA